AUGUCUCUUCCCUGGUCAAUUCCGUAUGGUCCGCCUUCGGAAACGCCAUAUUGGGGAGCUCCGACUGCAGCUGUCAAUUUUUGUGAGGAGUAUGUCGGCGAGUUCUUCAAUGCUCUCACGAGUCUGGUAUACGUCGCAUAUGGCAUCAUCGGCAUCCAACGCUACAAGCGACAAGACAUCGGCAUCUUUGCCGGAGUCAAUGUCUCCUACUGGGCCUUGAUCGGAGUCGGAAUCUGCUCGGGCUUGUAUCACACCACGCUCAAGUAUCAUACUCAGAUGUCGGACGAACUGAGCAUGCAUUUGGCCAUUGGCACCGUCCUGCAGCAAGUCUUCACCUUCAAGGAGCCGCCACGGAUACAGCUGCGAAACACGGCGAUCAUUGUUGGAAUCCUUGUUCCGUUCGUCAUCUACCACUGCGCCACAGACGAAUUCAUCGCUCAUGUGAUCCUCUUCUUCUGCAUGUGCUGGGUCGUAGCAUGGAAGGUCCGGAAGCUCAUCCGCGAGCGGAUUAUCGAAAAGGGUCAUCGAGACAAGAUGCGCGGCCUCCUGAAGUUUGCCACCUUCAACGCUCUGUUCGCCUACUUCCUCUGGAACAUCGACGUCCACCUCUGCUCGACCUUGACCGGCUGGAAGCACCGACUGGGAAUGCCGCUUGGGAUCCUCCUGGAGUUCCACGGAUACUGGCAUAUCCUGACAGCUCUCUCGUCGUACACCUUCAUGGCCCUGAUCGAGUUCCUGGUCAGUCCGGAAGACACCUCCAACUAUGGCACCGGUUUCGUCUGGCCUGCAAAGCUCGUCCUCCAGGACUUGGCUGCAUCCAAAGGCGACGUCAUGCAUGCGAAUGGCAACAAAAAGAGCAACUGA
Molecule: messenger RNA, 864 nt
Organism: Zymoseptoria tritici IPO323
Lineage: Eukaryota; Fungi; Ascomycota; Dothideomycetes; Mycosphaerellales; Mycosphaerellaceae
Exons: 6
Coding region: 1-864 (287 amino acids)
Biological process (GO): ceramide biosynthetic process; ceramide catabolic process
Cellular component (GO): endoplasmic reticulum membrane
Source: RefSeq, a predicted model, not a curated record